Molecule: messenger RNA, 2553 nt
Organism: Eubalaena glacialis (North Atlantic right whale)
Lineage: Eukaryota; Metazoa; Chordata; Mammalia; Artiodactyla; Balaenidae
Gene: GALNT8
Product: polypeptide N-acetylgalactosaminyltransferase 8
Cellular component (GO): Golgi apparatus
Source: RefSeq, a predicted model, not a curated record
AUGAAACAGAAACUGAGCUGUUGCUGGCAGGUGGCAGCUGAAGAAAGUAUGAAACUAGCGAUGAAGCAACCAAAAGAUGUGGAUGACACACUGGCAAGGGUGAAAGAUGAAAAGUGUCCUGUUCAAAAUGCAGUGCAAGCCUAGACGAGUGGCUUCUUUAAGCAAAAACCCAACAAGAUUCUCUUCCCAAACUCAAAGCUUUUCAAGCGGUGAGGUAGGGACCUUUCUGAGGCUGAGCAGAAAGAGGUUGAGGACCUCGUCCAGAAGUUUGGUUACAACGUUUACCUCAGUGACCAGAUGCCCCUCGAUCGAACCAUCCCAGACACGCGAGAUCCCAGGUGUCUUCAGAAGAGAUAUCCUUCACAACUCCCAUCUCUCAGUGUCAUUCUCAUAUUCGUGGAUGAAGCUCUGUCUGUUAUACAAAGAGCCAUCACCAGCAUCAUCAACCGGACGUCCUCUCAAUUGUUGAAGGAGAUCAUCUUAGUGGACGGUUUUAGCUCAAAUGGAGAAUUAAAGGCAUACUUGGAUGAGAAGAUUAAGCUUUACAACCAGAAGUCUCCAGGACUACUGAAAAUAAUACGGCAUACCGAGAGAAAAGGUCUUGCUGCUGCUUGCAACACCGGCAGGGAGGUGGCCACGGCUGACGUGGUUGCCAUCUUGGCUGCUUAUGUUGAAGUGAAUGUUGGGUGGGCAGAGCCCAUCUUGGCGUGGAUUCAGGAAGACCGCACCGUGGUUGUGUCUCCUGUGUUUGACAACAUCCUUUUCGACACCUUUAAACUGGAUAAGUAUGCAUUAGCAGUUGACGGGUUUAAUUGGGAACGAUGGUGCCACUAUGAUUCACUGCCAAAGGCCUGGAUUGAUCUGCAUGAUGUCACCGCUCCUGUGAAGAGUCCUUCCGUCAUGGGCAUCCUGGCUGCCAACAGGCUCUUCUUGGGAGAGAUUGGAUCUCUGGAUGGUGGGAUGCUGACCUAUGGAGGGGAGAACGUGGAACUUAGACUGAGGGUGUGGCAAUGCAGUGGGAGAGUCAAGGUCUUGCCCUGCUCCUGGGUUGCCCACCUGGAGAGACACCACAAGCCCUACUCCUUGGACCUGAGUAUUCCCUUGAAGCAAAAUGCCCUGAGAGUGGCUGAAAUCUGGAUGGAUGAGUACAAAGACGUGGUCUACAUGGCCUGGAACAUACCUCUCCAGAACUCCGGAAUCGAUUUUGGAGAUGUUUCUUCCAGAAUGGCACUCCAGAAGAAAUUGAAAUGCAAAACUUUUGACUGGUAUCUGAAAAAUGUUUAUCCAGUCCUGAAGCCAAUCCACAGCACUGCGGGCUACGGAAGAAUGAAAAACCCAUUGGAUGAAAGUGUCUGCCUGGACCAGGGAGCUAUUCCAGGCAAGCCAAUCAUGUAUUACUGCCAUCAGUGCAGUUCCCAGAAUGUCUACUACCACCUAACUGGGGAAGUCUAUGUGGGAACACUGAUUGCUGAGACAGACAUUGAUGACUGCUGUCUGACAGACCCUGGCAAAGGGGAGAAACCUACUUUAGAGCCAUGUUCCAAGGCAGUCAAAAAUAGACUGCACAUACACUGGGAUUUUAAACCGGAAGGAAGGGAAGAGGCUGGCACAGAGGUCCAGGCCAGGAGACCUACACCUCCACUUCUGAUAGUGGCUGGACAAAGAGGGUCCGGACCCUCAACUUCUCCAGAAGACGAGACCCCCUCCGGGGGCUUCGUCACCAAACUGCAGAAGCCCCGGCGCGGGGACCAUAUCCUCAGCCAAGUGCCCACCCGAUGUCUAGCAAAGCACCGGACGUGGACUUGUCACAAAGUGGCCGAAGGCAUCCUCUGUCUCUCAGCUCAGCCUCAGAAUACGACACCGGCGGCCGGCGGUGGAGAGGUACCUGCUCCCUUUAUGGUUCCCCAGCCACCUGCCAUUGCCGACGGCGCCACUAGAGGGAGCCACCACGGCUCCUGUUUCUCCCACAGGAGCCCCAGGAGGUGCUGCUUAGAGAUCCAGGGCAGAUGUGGGGGCAGCCGAGGCUUCAAAGGCCCCCGGAUCCCUGGCCCGAGAAGUCCAGUGGGCAACUUGAGGGGCCCCUGCCAGGGGAGGAUGUUGCUCUACGAGGCGGAUCAUCGGCGUCACCCCUACUGCAGCUGUUCCGAUGGCAGGAACUCUCAGCCUCGGAUCCUAAGGCGACCUAUAGCUGCCCCUGAACGUGCGUCUUUGGGGACGCUGCAGGGCCUGCCCCCAGGUCCCCUCUGCCACCUGCCCGGCUCCACUGGGGCUCCACUGGGGCUCCCUGCUGCCUCCAGUUCAGCCUGGCCGCUGGGACCAAGAACGGGUCCAACGGCCAGCGGACUGCGGACCAUCCAGGUCAGCCGGGCAUCCCUGCCUCAGGAGGGCAAGGGACCGCGCGCCCUUAAAGAGACCCCACGCUCCGUAGCCUCCCCACUACGACCUGCCCAGAGUCAGGCCAAUGUCACCGUGCCCGCCUCGCCUGUUCCACCUCGCCUGUUCCUGGGAGCCCCGGGACCCCCUCUUCCUGGAUUCUCCUCUCCAUCGCUCUGA